AUGAUAUCUAGGUUCUGACUAAACCAUCUCAAACGCGUCUGCAUGUUUCAUCGCUAAGUCAUCAAUAUCUCCAGAUAUUGCAAGUGGAUGAUUCAGAGGUUCUACAAUUCUAUGACCAUGACUGAAAAGCCAUGAACCAAAUCAUCUUUCAACAUGAUAGCGUUCUGUCAGAUGUUCACAUGUUGCUCCCCAAUGCCCACAACAUAAUGACGCGCCUCAACAAAGUAGGACAACCUGUUUUCAUCUCCAAAUUCAAGUUUUUAUCCAAUGCCGAAAAACAGGACAGGAAGUGUGAGGCAACGAGUGAAAACAGCGACUGUGAAGCAUAUGUUACGCAAGGAAAAGACAGAGAUGAGAAACAUGAAAGAACUGUAGCGCCAGCUUUGGAUGAGGAUGGAGAUCUCGACAUUCCAAACCGACCCAGGAAUAAUGUUACAGAGGAUUGCACCAGAGAAGUGAUCUGCCCUGUCAUUCUCAGACAAUCCGAUACAAGUGCAGUACAAAACGAAGUGAAUACAGAUGAUGAAGCAGACGAGUGCUUUGAUGACAUUAUACGGAUUGAGCAUACUAUGGCCACACCCCUGGAGGAUGUUGGCAAACAGGUUUGGAGAGGAGCAUUACUCUUGGCUGACUUCAUUCUUUCUCAGCCCCUCAUGUUCAAAGGCGCAACAGUUAUUGAGUUAGGAGCUGGUGUUGGUUUAACCAGUGUUAUCAUGUCCACGUUAGCCAAAAGAGUGUACUGCACAGAUGUCGGAGAUGACCUUUUAAGCAUGUGCCAGAGAAAUAUAGUUCUAAAUGAACAAAUGAUUGAGCUUGCAGGCGGGGAAGUGAGAGUGAGACAGUUGGAUUGGCUCCGAUCUGAUCUUUGCACAGAUGCUGAUGUGGAACUUAGCUGGACAGAGGAGGAAGUAGCUGAUAUACAUGACAAUGUCAGUUUCAUCAUUGCUGCUGACGUUUGCUACGAUGAUGAUCUGACCGAUGGCUUCUUUCGAACACUGUACCGACUGUGCAGUAACUUUGCUCACAAUUGCACCAUCUUUAUUUCCAUUGAAAAAAGGUUUAACUUCACCCUGCAAAAAAUGGAUGUAUCUUGCGACGCUUACAACCAUUUCCAACACUGCCUGUCGCAGCUUGAGGACAUGGUGGAUGGGAAAUGCCUGUUCACAGUAGAACAGCUUCCUUCUACGUUCCCCCAAUUUCUUCAGUAUGAACGCAUAGAUCAGUUGGAGCUGUGGAAGGUGACUGCCAAUAGAGUCUCAUUUGACAAAGACCAGUCCAAUUCCCAGGAAUUAACUUCUUGACAUGUACUAUCUGUCACCACCAAUGGACAAUCCUCUUCCAGGAAUCUCUCAAAUCUUCAGGUUUAAAUUUUGAAGUGUAUCUGUAAUUUUCGGUUUCAGCCAACAAUUUUCAUUUAGGUGCAUCUCUACUGUAAUUAUGAUUACUACUGUGAGUUAACAUAGCUUACUGAAACAGUGCAUCGUAUUAAAAUUUAAGUGCAGUUUUGUGUUGUUGUAUUUAGUGUUGCACUGAAUUCGAUGCUUGUAUCAGAAGGGCCCCAGACACAUCGCUAAAAAGCAGAUAUCGGUAUCGACGUGUACUCAGCCAUAAUGCACCGGUUCUAUGCAAUAUGUACACUUUGAGAUUUAGUUAUCCUACCCAUGAUACCUGCCAGUUACGAAUGCUGCCGUAAAAGAAGCAGAAAUUGUUGCUCUUCCCAAGAUGGUCGCCGAUUACAGACUCCAUGAUAGCAAUUAUUUUACAUUCAAGUGAGUGUGCAGCAGAGGUGGGUAGUAACGCGUUGCAUGUACUCCAUUACAUUUACAUGAAUAACUUUUUGAGAAAAAUGUACCUCUCAGAGUAGUUUUACUCAGCUAUACUCUUUACUUUUGAGUAGAUUUGUGAAGAAAAAAAACUCACUCUGACGCCGUAAGUUUGGGCUACUCAAGAUUUGUUAUAUUUUUCCUCUUUAUUCUACAUAUUAGAUUGAUUUAUUUAUUUAUUGUCAGUGAUGUCAAGAGUAGAAACGUGCUUGGGCUAUUACCGGGAUAGUUCUACCGAUUUCACCAAUGAGACGUCGCAACAAUAAUCACAUGACUCCAUUAUACCAAUCAGAUGGAAGCUUGCCAUUCUUCACGCCAGCCUGUUCAAUCGCGGUGUCUUUAAAGCACUGUAAAAAAUUGAAUAUUUAAUAUACUGUACCUCAACAUGACACGGAAGCGUGGGUUUUAACAUCCCUCCCAGUUUUUAUUUGGCACUGAUUAACUACGGAAAACCGUAGACGUGAUCCUUUUAAUUUCACAACAGUAAUUAUGAAGGAACUCUUCACUAUUCAAACUUGGCUAUUUCUCCACCAGAGGGCAGUCAUGGUCUUUGGACGAAUAAGGCUUCAUUUAUGAUUUUUUUUCUUUCUUGUCGGAAUGCAGUCAUUUUUUUUUGUUUGUUUUGCAUUUCUUUGGCUUAAUGUGGUUAUGUAAUGGGUUAUUGUACAGUGUAUGUCAUUAUAACAAUAGUCCAUACAGAUAACGUUUUGCUCAGAAAAAAAUACCAUUGUAAAAAAAAAACAUCCAACAAAAAUUGAAUUGAAUAUUCUUUUCACCAAAUACUUGUUUUACUUUUACCUAAGUACAUUUUUUACACGACUACUUUUACUUUUACUUGAGUAACAUUAUUUUGAAGCAACGCUAUUCUUAAUUGAGUAAAAAAUUUUGACUACUCUACCCACCUCUCGUGUGCAGUAAUAGUCACUUGCUCCUUAGAGCAGGGGUGUCCAAACUUUUUGCAAUGGGGGCCAGAUUUGGUGUGGUUAAAAUGUGGGGGGGCCGAGCUUGGCUGACGUCCUUUACUUAGAAAAAUAUAAGCAAAUUUUAGCAAGCCAUUCUGUGUUUCACAUUUGCUUUAUUAUUUUUUUUAAUUGUAAAAUUUCAACAAACUCGCAACUAGCCUUUGUGGGGUUUUGUUUCGAUUCUCGGGCUCUUGCGAAAUACUGCUGCUGUGAAAUUAAACUAGCUUAAAGUUGCUUUAACUUCUCGCUACGUGUCUUCCCUGUAAAUCUUGUCGUACAUGUCAGCCUGUCUUGUUUGAUAAUAUCGUCUCACAUUGAACUCUUUAAGAACAGCGACUGUCUCUUUGCAAAUGAGGCAGACAUAGUUGUUGCGUAUUUUAGUGAAGAAAUUUCCACCUAUCCUUGAAGCGUCGGCCGUCGCAGUUAACUUUCUUUUUUGUGUUGAUCGUCGCCAUUUUGGAAAAUUGGGAGUAAAGGGUCACCCGGGGUAAUGUUGUUUAGAGUGCUGCUGCCUUUUAGUGGAUAAAUGAGGAGCAGCAAUUGUUUGUAAGCUACUUCAUAUGCUAGUAGCAGUACUGUUGACCAAUUUAUUAAAGUCUGUGUGCGGGCCAGACGUUAUUGAUUUUAUGACAGCGGCUGGGGGCCGGAUGAAAUUUGACCAGGGGCCGCAUUUGGCCCCCGGGCCGGACUUUGGACAUGCCUGCCUUAGAGGGUUAAGUCCUGGCAUCAUUUGAGAUUAAUUUUAUGUAAUAAAAAAUACUUUAAUGAUCAGACGAAUGAUAUGACAUUUGAUAACAUCCUGCAGCAUACAUGAUGGCCAGAUUAAGGAAUCACUUAUUGGCCCAGUGUAAUAGUUUUCUUUACUAUGUACUACUCAAAAAGUCUUCUUUGUGUUUUAUAUUUUUUUCCGUGAACAAUACAACAACGUAUUGUCGACGUUAUUGUUUUCUUUAGUCCUUCACAAAAAAUCAGCAUAUUGUGAUAAAUUUCAUUAUUUUCUGUAAUGUACUGAUAAACAUUAGACUUUGAUGUACAGUGGGGCAAAUAAGUAUUUAGUCAACCACCAAUUGUGCAAGUUCUCCUACUUGAAAAGAUUAGAGAGGCCUGUAAUUGUCAACAUAGGUAAACCUCAACCACGAGAGACAGAAUGUGGA
This is a messenger RNA of Corythoichthys intestinalis (scribbled pipefish), 3939 nucleotides long. RefSeq names its product methyltransferase 22, Kin17 lysine (gene mettl22). NCBI's taxonomy places the organism in Eukaryota, Metazoa, Chordata, Actinopteri, Syngnathiformes, Syngnathidae. Gene Ontology annotation, biological process: protein methylation. Gene Ontology annotation, cellular component: nucleus. The transcript is spliced from 12 exons. Gene Ontology annotation, molecular function: protein methyltransferase activity. The record is from RefSeq and is a predicted model, not a curated record. Bases 132 to 1301 code for a protein of 389 amino acids.